CAAAAGGAAAUGGAUGCAAAUAGAAGCAGAAGUUGUAACCAUAUUGUGAUAAAUCCCGCCUUUGACUUGCUAAUGUUUAGGUACUUAGUACAAACACAAUCGUUUUAAUAGGGGUCUUUUGCUGAGGAGUCACACUUUGGUUUUGAUGGCGCUGAGAGGAGAGUUCUGGUAAUCAGACAGGGGUUGCUAACCCCCCUCGAGUCAGGAAACAAUGGAUCUUGGCACAAAGAGACAGAAACAAGCGCGUGCUUUGAGUUCCCCGGGUGGAAAGCAUGAGAUUCUCUUCUAAUGGUCUGCCCGGAACAAUAGAGUUGACGCAUUAUUAACCUUCUUAUGUGCACUCAUUUGCUAUUUGGAUCCUGAGAAAGAAUUUUAAUUCUCCGUUUUUCAAAGCUAAACUUAUCACAGUUCCACCUGCUCAAGACAGUCGUGUUACAUCACUUUUCGUAUUUCUUCGAAGUCUCAUAUAUCCAAAACGAUACGUGAAUAAAACAACACUACAUGGAAAGACUGUCAUCAUUACGGGAGGAAGUUCUGGAAUUGGAAGAGAGACAGCACUUGAUAUGGUAAAAAGAGGUGCAAGAGUUCUAUUUACUUAUAACACAGAGGCAAAUGCCACAGAAACGCUUACGUAUAUAUUUAAAAAUGUGCCAACUGCAGAUGUUUCAGCAAAAUAUUUAAAUUUAGCAUCAUUUUCAUCUAUCUAUAAAUUUGCUAAUGAAAUACUGGAAAAUGAAAAAAAAAUUCAUAUUCUUAUGAAUAACGCAGGUUUAGCAACAACUAAAAAAGAAACAGAAGAGGGUUUUGAAUUAUGCUUUGGAGUCAAUUACCUAGGGCAUUUUUUGCUGACAAAUUUACUUCUGGACCGUUUGAAGGAAUCAGCUCCAGCUAGGAUCAUAAACGUAUCUUCCGUAUUGCAUUUCUUAGGAAAAAUUGAUUUCAAUGACUUGAAUCUGGACCAUCAUUAUAAUGUAUUCUAUGCAUAUGGGAGAAGCAAGCUAUGCAAUAUACUUUUUACAAGAGAGCUUGCCAAAAGGUUGCAAGGAUCGAAAGUUUCGACUUACAGCUUGCAUCCUGCAGCUGCUCAAACUAAUAUUGAUCGCGAUAAAGAUUCAGCUGACAGAAUUACUCGUUUUCUGUGCGCAGUUUUAAAACCUCUUUUCCUAGACCCAGGGAAUUGCAUAUCAACAAUUUUAUAUUGUUCACUUGAAGAAUCAAUUGAGGAUCAGUCUGGUUCCUAUUACUGUGACUGCACUAAAGUAGAGCCAUUUUUAAAUGCCAAAGAUGAUAAACUGGCCAGCGAUCUUUGGAAUCUAACUGAAGAACUGAUUUCUCAAAAGAAAAUUAUUAAUUCUGUUACUACUGAGAAGAAAGAUCUGUAAAUAUUUGGAUCUGAAAGUAAUAAAAAUUAGUUCUCUUAGUUUUUCAGUUGUAUGAAAAAUAAGGCAAUUGAAAAUAUCAUGUAUUUGACAAAAAAAUUAUAGAUUAAAAUUUUCUAUUGUUGCAAA
Molecule: messenger RNA, 1508 nt
Organism: Stegodyphus dumicola
Lineage: Eukaryota; Metazoa; Arthropoda; Arachnida; Araneae; Eresidae
Product: retinol dehydrogenase 12-like
Source: RefSeq, a predicted model, not a curated record